Fundulus heteroclitus (mummichog) is the source of this 1014-nucleotide messenger RNA. RefSeq lists its product as uncharacterized. The record is from RefSeq and is a predicted model, not a curated record. Bases 109 to 1014 code for a protein of 301 amino acids. Gene Ontology annotation, molecular function: nucleic acid binding. The transcript has 2 exons. NCBI's taxonomy places the organism in Eukaryota, Metazoa, Chordata, Actinopteri, Cyprinodontiformes, Fundulidae.
GGCAUUUGACUGAGUUGCACAUUACAGAAGUAAAUAGACUUGUGUGUAAUUGCUUCUGCAUUUCUGCUUAGGAGUCAACGGUUACCUCACACAGGUGGGAGAGGAAGGAUGCUCACUGAUGUGCAGGAAACUGCCAUUGUUGAUAUGGUCAUCAGAAACAAUGGCAUAAAACUCACUGAGAUUCGAGACACAGUUUUGGCAGACAACAUUACUUUUGCAAAUAUUCACAGUGUAAGCAUCACAACUAUUUCUAGAGUCCUGAAAAAACAUCAGGUAAGGAUGAAACAGUUGUACACUGUGCCUUUUGAGAGGAACUCUGAACAUGUCAAGCAACUCAGGAACCAAUAUGUCCAGAGAGUCAUGGAGAUUGAAGGCAGGCAAACGCCCCACAUUUUCAUCUUUGUGGAUGAGGCAGGUUUCAACCUGGCCAAAACACGGCGACGAGGAAGGAAUGUGAUUGGGAAGAGAGCCACAGUGGAUGUCCCGGGCCAGAGGGGUGCCAACAUCACAAUGUGCGCAGCAAUAUCCACUGAUGGACUGCUGUUACACAAACCACUAAUUGGGCCAUACAACACUGAACGUCUCCUUGCGUUCCUGCAUGAUCUCUAUGGAAGGGUUGUGCUAGGUGAGGAAAGGGAUGCAGAGAGAAGAAAUCCACCAACAUUUAUAAUUGUAUGGGACAAUGUGGCAUUUCACCACUCUUGUGCAGUCACCGAGUGGUUUGCAGCCCAUCCCAGAAUGGUGUCACUUUUCCUCCCACCUUACUCUCCAUUCCUCAACCCCAUAGAGGAAUUCUUUUCCUCAUGGAGGUGGAAGGUUUAUGACCACCAUCCACAUAAUCAAAUGUCCCUCCUGGACGCAAUGAAUGCUGGAUGCCUGGACAUAUCAGCAGAAGAUUGUCAGGGAUGGAUCAGGCAUGCCAGAAGAUUCUUUCCUAGGUGUAUUGCCCUAGAUGACAUAAGAUGUGAUGUGGAUGAGAACCUGUGGCCAAAUGGCGAAGACCGAGUAGAUUAG